AUGCAUUUAACGGGUGCCACACCGACGCCGGGUACGGCUUCUUCUCCCGAAGGUACCGCAUCGGUCCUUAACGAAACCUACACUAAAAUGACGUCGGACAUAUUGGCCGAAAGAACUCUUGGAGAUUUUUUAUCCGAACAUCCGGGAGAACUCGUACGAACGGGGAGUCCGCAUUUUGUGUGCACGGUUUUACCUCCUCAUUGGAGAUCAAAUAAAACUUUACCGGUCGCAUUUAAAGUUGUAGCUUUAGGAGAUGUUAUUGAUGGUACUUUGGUCACGGUGAGAGCCGGAAAUGAUGAAAAUUAUUGCGCCGAAUUGCGAAACGGAACGGCGGUAAUGAAAAAUCAAGUCGCAAAAUUUAACGAUUUGAGAUUCGUCGGCAGAAGUGGACGCGGUAAAAGUUUUACAUUAACUAUAACGAUAAGCAGUUCACCCCCACAAGUUGCAACAUAUACGAAAGCAAUUAAAGUUACCGUCGAUGGUCCAAGAGAACCCAGAUCGAAAACAAUAAAGAAACAGUAUCCCUUUUGUCAAUGUAAUACAACAACAUCCACACCCUUCAUAAAGUCGGUAUAUCUUUUAUUUUUGUCGGCGGCAUUUCUUUUUAAGUCUAGCGCCUCCUUCUAUCUUUUUUUUUCUCCCCGGAUUUAA
Molecule: messenger RNA, 651 nt
Organism: Pediculus humanus corporis (human body louse)
Lineage: Eukaryota; Metazoa; Arthropoda; Insecta; Psocodea; Pediculidae
Product: runx1, putative
Exons: 3
Coding region: 1-651 (216 amino acids)
Biological process (GO): regulation of DNA-templated transcription
Cellular component (GO): nucleus
Molecular function (GO): ATP binding; RNA polymerase II cis-regulatory region sequence-specific DNA binding; DNA-binding transcription factor activity, RNA polymerase II-specific
Source: RefSeq, a predicted model, not a curated record